AACAGAUGAAGAUAAUGAUAAUGCUAAGGGUGGUUUUUGCUGUCUUUGUUUUCUCAUCAUUGGCAGCAAUGGGUUCUUCAGCAACAACUCAACUUGUUACUUAUGUUUUUGGUGAUUCCUUAACAGAUGUUGGUAACAAUAAUUUCCUCCAAUAUUCAUUAGCUAAGUCUAACUAUCCAUGGUAUGGGAUUGACUAUAGUGGGGGCCAAGCCACUGGAAGAUUCACAAAUGGAAGGACUAUUGGCGAUAUAAUAUCUGCAAAGCUUGGAAUACCAUCACCACCAGCUUAUCUUGCAGUGUCUCAAAACAGUGAUGCCCUCCUCAAAGGAGUAAAUUAUGCAUCUGGUGGUGCAGGAAUUCUCAAUGAUACUGGACUCUAUUUUAUUCAGAGAUUAUCCUUUGAUGAUCAAAUAAACAGCUUCAAGAGAACCAAAGAUGUAAUCACGGCAAGAGUAGGUGAAGCAGCUGCAAUCAAGCAUUGCAAUGAUGCCAUGUACUUCAUUGGAAUUGGAAGCAAUGACUACGUCAAUAAUUUCUUGCAGCCUUUCCUAGCAGAUGGCCAGCAAUACACACAUGAUGAAUUUGUAGAACUCUUAAUUUCAACCUUGGAUCAACAACUUUCGAGACUGUAUCAACUGGGAGCAAGAAAAAUGGUCAUCCAUGGAGUUGGUCCACUAGGUUGCAUUCCAUCACAGAGGGUUAAAUCCAGAAAAGGCCAAUGUUUAAAGAGAGUUAAUGAAUGGAUCCUUGAAUUCAACUCUAAAGUACAAAAGCUACUGAACACACUCAACCAUCGUCUUCCAAAUUCAAAGCUCAUAUUUGCAGACACCUAUCCACUAGUUCUUGACUUGAUCAAUAAUCCCACUACCUAUGGUUUUAAGGUUUCAAAUACAUCAUGUUGCAAUGUAGACACAAGCAUCGGGGGAUUAUGCUUGCCAAACUCAAAGCUGUGCAGCAACCGCAAUGAUUACGUAUUUUGGGAUGCAUUCCAUCCAUCUGAUGCAGCGAAUGUUGUUCUUGCAGAAAAAUUUUUCUCUACUCUUUUCUCAUCAGCUCCUGCAGCAGCACCAGUACCAUCACCAUCAAACUAAAUCUUUUUACAAUCAGUCAUCAAAAUAUCAGAAUUGAACCACACCUUUAUACCAAGACUUUACCCUAUAUGUCUAAGUCAAUCAGAUAGUCAAUUGUAACAUAGAUUAGCAACGUGCAAUCAAGGAAUCAUUGCAAUAAUCAUCAAAAUGUUAGAGAGAUA
This is a messenger RNA of Arachis duranensis, 1252 nucleotides long. RefSeq names its product GDSL esterase/lipase At5g37690. NCBI's taxonomy places the organism in Eukaryota, Viridiplantae, Streptophyta, Magnoliopsida, Fabales, Fabaceae. Gene Ontology annotation, molecular function: hydrolase activity, acting on ester bonds. The record is from RefSeq and is a predicted model, not a curated record. Bases 6 to 1091 code for a protein of 361 amino acids. The transcript has 6 exons.